Messenger RNA from Verticillium dahliae VdLs.17, 786 nucleotides. RefSeq lists its product as uncharacterized. Lineage: Eukaryota; Fungi; Ascomycota; Sordariomycetes; Glomerellales; Plectosphaerellaceae. The transcript is spliced from 3 exons. The record is from RefSeq and is a predicted model, not a curated record. Bases 1 to 786 code for a protein of 261 amino acids.
AUGCACGCUCCCACUUUCAGCCACGUCUUGGUGGCCGCUGUUCUUGCCGCCACUGGUGUCCAGUCCUUUAGCACUGCCCCCGUUGUUGCCCUGGCCAUGCCAGCUUUUGCCAUGACCACGGCUGUCGAGGAGCGCGAGGCCGAAGAGCCAGUUGCCCUGGAGGCUCGCCAUCACCGCGGCAAGGGAACCAACAAUGCUGGCGCCAAUGCCGGCGCCAAUGCUGGCACCAACGCUGCCACCGGCGGUGGGAAGAGGAAGAAGAACAAGAACGGCGCCGGUAUUGCUGGCCUGUUCGGAAAGAAGAACAACAAGCGCGAAGAGGUUGAAGUCGUCGACUACGCCGCGCUCGAGGCCCGUCACCAUCGCGGGAAGGGAACCAACAAUGCUGGCGCCAAUGCCGGCGCCAAUGCCGGCGCCAAUGCCGGCGCCAAUGCCGGCGCCAAUGCCGGCACCAACGCUGCCACCGGCGGUGGGAAGAGGAAGAAGAACAAGAACGGCGCUGGUAUUGCUGGUCUGUUCGGAAAGAAGAACAAUAAGCGCGAAGAGGUUGAAGCCGUCGACUACGCCGCGCUCGAGGCCCGUCACCAUCGCGGGAAGGGAACCAACAAUGCUGGCGCCAAUGCCGGCGCCAAUGCCGGCGCCAAUGCCGGCGCCAAUGCCGGCGCCAAUGCUGGCACCAACGCUGCCACCGGCGGUGGGAAGAGGAAGAAGAACAAGAACGGCGCUGGUAUUGCUGGCCUGUUCGGCAAGAAAAACAACAAGCGCGCUAUCGCGUUCACGGCCUAA